UUCACCAUGUGUGUGUGUAUAGGGGUAGUGCCACAGUGCAGGGACAGUGCCAGGACUCACAAGCACUUCAGACCUUCCUAAGCAGUGCAUUUAGGCCUCUGUGUGCUGCUGCAGAGGCCUACGUGAUUUUUUUUUUUUUUUUUUUUUUGCUUGGCGAGAUGGAUGGUGUGAACACUGCUUUGCGAGUGGCGGCGGUGAGCGGAUGGCUGCUGGUGGCCAGCUGCUCGUCCCUCUUCGAUGACGUGGACAUGACCCUCGGGGAAAAGCAACUCUCCCCCGAAACGAGUGUGGCUCGCGGCGAGUCCCUGUUCGGGGGCGUCAAGAUGUCCCUCAGCACCAAGGAACUGCAGGAGGCGGGCCUGUGGGAUGCUGCAGGCCCGGCUUUCGGAGGGCUGCCCGCCUCAGGAUCCUACACCUUGCCGCAGCCCCAGGCAAAGAGAGUCGCCUCGGCGACAGUGUCCACCGGCCUGAGCAGCCCCAAGCGAGGCUCACUGUUUGAUGAGCUGCCCAACGCGGGGGCGAGUUAUCCUGGCGCCGGUGUGUCUGCCAGCAGGUACUUCACCACCGCGGCGCCCCGGACCACCGCCAGUCUGUUUCAAGUGUCCGGCCUGGUGCUGCCGCUGUCCCAGGACGAGGUCAGGCAGCAGGGUAGUGCCAGUCUCCAGGCAUUCCCCCUCCCAGACCCAAUACAAACCCACCAGGCCGCAGCACCACUCCAGGGGUCUAUGCAGCCCACCAGUGAGAUGCAGGAGUCUCAGGAUUCUAUGGAGGAAGAGAAAAAGGAGCAGGAGAUGAAGAAUAAGGAAGAGAAUGAGGAGGAGGAUGUGCUGUCAGCCCUGCAGCUGCUGGAGCGCUAUGCCCCCCAGCUGGCUGCCGUGCUCAACGCCACCGCCAUGAAGAAGGACUCCUCCACCACCUUCCCUCAUGCCGUCCAGGGUGACUUCCAGCUGGCCCUGGAGACUCUCUCAGGGUCACAUCAAAAAGAGGCCAAUGGCAACUCUGCCUCUUAUGAAGACCCCCUUCAUCUGUACUCGUUCCUGGACAACACUAACGAGGAAGUGUCACUGUCUAGCAACCGAGAGAGGCUUUCAAAGAAGGAAAGCAUUGCAGCAACCAGAAGGCAGCGCCUGGAGGACCUCAGGCUGGCCCUGGACAUCAUCCGUAGCCUGGAGAGUCCACCGGUCAAGGACGAAGACGAGGAGUUCCAGCUCAAGUUAGCCAAGUCCAUCUUUGACCAGCACAUCAACUCCCUGUCCGAGCUGACCCGACGGCAGCGCGACACCCUGCACUCCCUCAUGACCAUGGUGCGGGGCUCCUCACGCCCCAGGAACCCCAACUCAUUCCGCCUCCCACCGGUGAAGGAUGCAAGACCUCCCGCCUCACCUCCCGCAUCACGCAGAAACUCAUAUCUUCCACCACGACAGGACGAUCCUCCACCCGCCGCGCCACGCAGGAGAUACGGCCCUCCACAGCGAGAUGACCCUCCUCCUCUGCGCGAUCCUGAGCCUCCCGCCCCUCCACGCAGAACUUAUGGCGCCCCUCAACAACGCGACCCACUGCCUCCAGCUCCUCCUGAUGAUGGUGACAGUGAGGAGGCCACAGGCACUGGACACCUUAGCUUAACCUUCACCCCGGCAGACAUAUACACAGUGCUUAGUGGCAUUCACUCAGCCCCUAAAGAUAUGCUCACCCCAAGCAGAUCCUAUGGCACCCCAGCCAAGCAGGGUCCUACACCACCCCCCAGGUACUACAUAGCUGUGCCAUCCUCCAUCAGGACCCAGGCUGACGACCCCCAGCCACCACUAGCCGAUGAUGUUCGCCCCCCAGCCCCGCCUGUGCCCACCACCACCAGGAGGCCAUCGAGGGAGUACCUUCCACCGAGGGACGAAGGAAGGAGGCCCUAUGACAGUUUUGAAAGUUUCCUCGCCGAUCCCCUGCCCCUGGAGACCGUUGAGAGUUUGGAGGAUGAUGCAGAUUCGUGGCGCCCCAUCUCACGCCCUGCAGACCCCAGCAUGUAUUCCCAGCGGCCCAGCGACGAGCAGCGGGACGACGCACGGAGCACCACCAUGACGACUCAUAACUACCACUACCACUACCACUACAGCCAGCUCAGCGAGAGCGACAGCAGCUCCGGUGAGGAACAGCGAGAUGAUGUGAUGACCAUGGAAGGUUACGGCGACCGCCAGGACGACUCCCUUCAGGACAUGGGGUACGGUAGGCAAAGGGAUGUCCCAGCCCUGCCCCCGGCUACCCAGAGGAGGCACCGUGGGCAGUCUGACCCAAAUGUCUCAUCCUACUCGUCUAUACUCUCAGUGGAUCCAGAUGACAGUUCAUUUGAAAGCCUCUCCCAGCCUCCAGCUCCUCCCUUAUCAGGCUACGCCACUCCACCUGCCAAUCCACCUGAGCCACCAAGAAGGGGCUAUGGAUCACCACCUGCAGCUCCACCUAUGAAAGGUUAUGGGCCACCUCCUGCUCCACCUGCUCCACCACGCGCCCCUCCUGCUCCGCCACGUCCGCCUUCACCCAUGAGGGGCUAUGGGGCUCCACCUGCCAAUCCACCCAUGAUGUACCGGCCGCAACGCGCUCCACCCUCAUUCUAUAGCGCUCCACAAGCCCCCACUAGGUUCCCACGUUCCCCUACCCCUGUAACUAAUGCCCCUGACAACCCCACUUCCCCUGCACCUCCCCCACCUCCCACCAUCUAUGGAGCGCCCCUAGCUGAUCCCUCACCUCCAGCACCUCCCCCUGUUUAUGGAGCACUCCCAGCAAACCCCACAUCCCCUCCGGCCAAUCCCACCAAACCACCUUCAACAUACGGAGCACCCCCUGCAGACCCAGCACCCCCUGCCCCUCCCCCCACCACCUCCAGACCCGUGCUACUUGUGCCUCCCAGACCACCUCCCCUCCUCAAGAGCCACUUCUCUGUGUUCAACAAAAAGUCCAAACCCCCGAGGCUGUUCCAGCGUGCCCCAGUGGUGGCUGUAGGGCCUGUGAGGGUGAGGCAAGUGGACACGCCCUCCCUCCUUGCCAGUGACACACGGAGUACCACACGCAGCCCACUACAGCUCCAGCAGGAACAACUUCAGAUGCAGUACCUAAGGAAUGAGCAGCGACUGAGGGAGGAACAUCGUACUCUGCAGGACAUCAAUGGGCUGCGCUUCCAGAUCCAGGCACAGGAGCAGCAGAGGGAUGAUAUGAUGAAGAACCUGUUCAAGGACAUCAAGAAAGAGAAGGAGAGCGGCUUCAAGAAACUGUUUUAUAAAGGAGCUUCUCUACUCGGCGCCAUGUCUUUUAUGCCGUUCUCAAGCGGACGGAGAAAACGUGAAGUGCCAAAUUUAUCAUGCAUGGCAGACUCUCUCAACCUGGCUGUCCCCGAGCCCAUAACUGCACCCACCAGGACAACUUUUCCCUCACCGAUGUGGUUGGUAUCUUGCAGGCCAAACAGAAGGGUAUAAUGCAGGGGGUUAGUCUAAGUGACCUCAAGCCCCUGCUGCCACCGCCCGCUGCCCUGCAUGACCCAGGCUGCCUGCACCGUUCCUUCUGCAGGCUCAUGGUGGGGCUGGAAGGGACGCCGCUCUACAGUGCCUUUCUCAAUAAGUACCUCGAACUGUUCCCAGUGCAGGAUGGUAAAAGUGGCAGCGUGGCGGGCCAGGCGCUGCACCUCGCCAAGCAGAGGCUCACUUACGGCACCAUUCACUCCAAGGAAACUUGCCAAGCCUUCCACUGCCCCUACCCCGACCAGGACCUGUGACCGCCUGUAAAUAUCGCCUGUAGCACCUGUCACAGUAGCUACUUGUAGUAAAACUAUUAAACUUCCACUCCUGAGUCUUCUACUGCUACUUUCUUUUCCUCUUCCUCUUCCUCCUUCUACCCAUAAUGACCUGUAACUAUGACCUGUAACCUUCACCUGUAGUACCCGUGACAAGAAAUAUUUGCAUUAGAACUAUCACACUUGUAUUUUUGAGUCUUCUGCUAAUACAGUCUUUCACCACCUUCUACCUGUAGCGCACCUGUAAUCUUGACAAUAUUUAUUUUCUUCCUCUUUCUUUCACUCCCCCACUUAUUUGUUUUCUUCCUCUUUCUUUGAAUUCCCUAAUCACCAUACUUGUUUUGUUUCCAACACACACACACACACACACACACACACACACACACACACACACACACACACACGCACACAAGGAAGGACCAGACUGAUACAGACAGACACAAGGCCAAAGGAGUGUAUUUCAGGCCCUGUAUAUGGCAGCUAGACAGCUAUAACUAGAUAAAACACACAUAUUUGUUAUUCCAAGUAUACUCGUAUGUAUUGCUUGUAGAGCUUAGCUGGGAAGAUUAUGUAAAGAGCAUUGGUGAAAUAUAAGGUUGAUUUCAGU
Scylla paramamosain (green mud crab) is the source of this 4376-nucleotide messenger RNA. RefSeq lists its product as uncharacterized. The record is from RefSeq and is a predicted model, not a curated record. Bases 159 to 3455 code for a protein of 1098 amino acids. NCBI's taxonomy places the organism in Eukaryota, Metazoa, Arthropoda, Malacostraca, Decapoda, Portunidae. The transcript is spliced from 4 exons.